Cinclus cinclus is the source of this 1073-nucleotide messenger RNA. It is a transcript of the gene BHLHA15, whose product is annotated as basic helix-loop-helix family member a15. NCBI's taxonomy places the organism in Eukaryota, Metazoa, Chordata, Aves, Passeriformes, Cinclidae. The record is from RefSeq and is a predicted model, not a curated record. The coding region runs from base 1 to 501 and encodes 166 amino acids. Gene Ontology annotation, molecular function: protein dimerization activity. The transcript has a single exon.
AUGAAGACUAGAACCAAAGGAAAGAAACAAAGGCAAACUGUUGACAAAGAAGCAUUUUCCCAAGAGCCAGCAGUGAGAAAAAAGGAACUGGCAAAAUGUUUGCGACGCAAAGAAAGGAGGAACGGGGGAAACAAGGAGAGCAGCAAGAUGGCCACAGCCAGAGCCAAGUGUCCUUGGAGCAGUAAGGACAGGCUCUUGAGGAGACUGGAAAGCAACGAGCGCGAGAGGCAGAGAAUGCACAAGCUCAACAACGCCUUCCAGGCCUUGCGGGAGGUGAUCCCUCACGUGAGAGCCGAGAACAAACUUUCCAAAAUAGAGACUCUCACGCUGGCCAAAAAUUACAUUAAAUCCUUGACCUCCAUUAUACUCAGUAUGUCCAAUGGACACAUUCCAGCAGUAGAAGGGAUGGGGGGAGCCUGGGGAUCCAAAUUGUACCAGCAUUGUCAACAGCAGCAGGGUGAGGAUGACCAUGAGGAACAUCUACAGAAAUAUUCCACAUAGAUUCAUAACUUCAGCCAAAACACCAACUGCCAGCUACUACUGUCGUUGUUUUUCUUUCUUGCAUCAUAAUACAUGUCGUUGCCCAGAGGUUUAAGGGGAUUAUUCUUGCCUCUAGUCUCUCCUUUUUUUUUUUUCCCUUAAACAAACAGGUAACACUCAUGGCUAUGGUUUAUAUGGCACAUUUAAAAAUUACCUUUAAACCCUCAGAAUUUUUCAGAGCAUUCAUUGUGUGGUGUGCCAGGGUCUGGAAACCAAUCCUGUAACACUGGAGUUGACUUGAAAAUACUGAUUUAGUAACUUCUGAAAAUUAUCCUAUCUGGACUAGAGUGAGUUGAGCCUUUAAAGUCUGUGUCACCUGAGUUCCUUGGAGUUUGUUGAGAAUCUUGGUCGUAGCUCUGUUCACCAGCCUUUCAAUGACUCAUUUACCAUGCUAAAAAGAAGAUUAAAAAUUGAUGACAGCAUUUGACUGACUUGGUGACUGAAGUGGCACAUAUGGAAAAUUGGUCACCAAGUCUGAGUAUUUAUCUUGAUAUUCAGCUUCUGUGGAUCUGCCCUGGUAAUUUUGAACCUUG